Messenger RNA from Sinocyclocheilus anshuiensis, 1893 nucleotides. Its product is annotated as BTB/POZ domain-containing protein 16. The record is from RefSeq and is a predicted model, not a curated record. Lineage: Eukaryota; Metazoa; Chordata; Actinopteri; Cypriniformes; Cyprinidae.
AUGGCCACUGCUGAGGGAAAUGUUUUCCGGCCUUACGUGUUUGAGCCGGACUCAGACCCCGAAUCGGCGAUGACAGGUGACAACCAACCACCUCAUCAAAUGCGCUUAGAACAGGAUGUUUCAAAAUGGUCGAUGUGGUUUAUAACCUCCCACAAUUCACAACAAAACUCUACAAGAAGUGUGUCAGCUCACUCACUAUGUCAGCGCACACAAGCUGGGCACACUAACCGGUGGCCUGCUUUAGGCAGCGACCUGUUGGGUCAGGCACAGGUUCAGAGGGCAGAGGAGUUUGGCAAUAAAUCAGCAGACAGAAAAAUUCUAUCAGCUGACCCCAUGGCACUCCACUGGCACGAGGAUGCCACUAGCUGCCCACAAUCCCUUUUGCCACGUCUCGUUCACCCGCUCUCGGCCAGCCGACGUAGCAGACUCUGCAAAGAUGUCACAUGGUCUUCAAAGCUUGACACUCCAGAGGAACAAUUUUACAUUUUGUCUCGCAGAGUGACCCAAAACGCUAAACCAGAUGCAGUACUGGAAUGUCUGGGGGUCAGGUGGGAGCUGCAUUGCUCUGUCCUGAGUGGCUCAGACACCUUAUCUGAGUUGUAUACCAACAGCAAAAGACAGAGGGAUGUUCAGCUACAAGAGAGAGCUGGUAUGGUGCCCAUGAGUUUUUGGAAAAGAGAAACAGUUCAAGAGAGAAAUUCAGGCCUUCCGUUUUGUUUGGAUAUUGCUGUCAUUGGUAAAGACAGUAGGGCUAGUAAGUCUACAUGUGGAAGAGGACUGGUCUACAGGAAUUGGCAUCUCAGCGGGCCUUUGAUUCUCCGACUGCCUGUCACCGAUGCCUCCAUCAAUAAAGAGGCUUUGUCUUUUGCCCUGCGGACACUGUAUGACCCCGAGGAACGCCCCAAUGAGUGGGGAGAGACUGUGCUUUCUGCUGCUGCAUUACUGAGAAUGUCAAACCUCUUCCAGGAGUGUUUUAAAGAGAUGUUGACAAAUAUCUCAUCUUUGACUGUGUGCAGCUUUCAUCGAGUGUCUUGCAAGAAACGGCCCUGGUUCAAAGAGACUAUUCUCCAGAGAGUAUGUGAGCGCUGGUUGGAACUGUUCCUAGUGAUUGAUCUCUCCUGCCACAUAAAACUCAGAGAUCUGCCCUUUGACCUCUUGCUGAAGACCCUGCUUAGUCCAAGACUGUUCGCAUCUAAUGAGUAUGAGGUCUUGAGAGCAGUUCUGCACUGGCUGUACCUGCAGUUAACCCCCUUCAGAUAGACCCUACCAGCCCAUAGCACCGUCAUCAACUUCUUCUCCAAGGAAACGGCUGUUUUCUUGGAACAGCCUCAGGGUCAAACAUACAUCACUAUCUUUCAAGCUCUUCGUAUGCAUGGCAUUACUGAAUGGCAGCAUCUGCAAGAGCUGCAGAACAUCAGAGUUCUUCCUGAAUCUUGGCUGCUUCACAUCCUGUCUAAUCAUUACCACACUCUUUACAGCAGGGGCGACAUGGUCGUGACUGACUUCUCCAAGCAAGCUAUCCAGUUUGGAAUGAUGUUUGAUAGGGAACAAGAGUGCUGCACUCAAACCAUCAGCCUCUAUGGCUUUUACUUUCUUCUCCAAGCUGCUAAAAUGGGCGAAUCAGAUACAUACAGCUUCUCCAUUGAGAGGUUAAGACACUGGGAUCCUGCUGUAUGCCAGUCUUCCAUUGUGAGCCGUCCAUACAGUGUGAGAUCGGAUCGAUCAGUAUGCUAUCACAUCACAGUGCAAAGCUGCGAGUGGCAAGAGCACAGCAGUGGACCUGUCAAUCAAGAGUUUGGCUUAUGCAAAUGCCGCUGUAGGAGCAAACCGUUCCAGAUUGAAGGACUUUCUCCACCCAUCCUAGUGACCUUUUCUCUGGCAUUCCCCUUUUGA